UUUUUAAAAACAUGCAUUGUAGUGUAGAAAAAUAACACCCUAACAAAGAUCGUCUUCAUAUCACAGACUUUUGUCCUGGGUGGGAAUCGAACUAAAGAGUCUGAAUACAUUAAUGGUUUCACAGGCCUAGUAGGUAGUUAUUAUAGACCCGUGUGUUUGAAAUGAAUUCAAUUGAAUAUCUCUGUGUGGUCAUUUCGAAAGGAGGAACCAGUUCAAAAUUGUUGAUCCCGCCACGCAUUCCUUAGACAGGGUCUUGGCAGACGGAAAACCAAGUGAUCCUAUAAGUGUUCAGUUUAUACCUUUUCGAGGAACCCUAAUAAAUAGUAAGGCGUUAAGGAAUGCUCAAGGCAGUCAAUCGUUACUUCUGCAGGUUAUUGUUUCGCGGUUGUAGGUAGAAACAUAUCUGCCAGCUUUUAGGGACUGCCUUUCUUCGUAUGUCGAGGCGAAUGACAUUCGAUAGGAACGGCUAUAACUUAAGACUAGGUAUUAUUUUCUAAAUGAAGUAACGAGCCCUGUCCAACGUAACUGAAGUUUGAAAUGUGCUAAGUAUAUAGGUGCCUACAAUUUAGACUCUAUUUUUUGUUUCAGAAUGUUUCUUGCUCCUGUAAUCACGUUUCUCCUUGUGGGAGGAUGUUUAUCAGCUCCAGCCGAUGAUCCUAUUCGCAUAGACUUACCAGUUUACGAUCAGCCUCAGGCUGGUACAGACGUGCUCGUCUCCCAGCCGUUGGAAGCCGAAAACUACCCCGGUGGUGAGCCCCUAAGCAAUAAGGCUCAAGGGUCUGGAGGCAAUUUUGUUACAUACAAAGUUCAAGCGGCAUCAAACUUACUCGGAAGUGCUUUGAAUGCUAAGGCAAGUGCCCAUCAAGGCGGUUUAUUCUCACCACCCGUGUCUACCUUAGAAUCUGCGCUUGAAGAAUCAGAAGGAUAUGGCAGCCAAGCAUUGUCUUUCAAAGAGAACAUUCAAAAUAUGGUAGCAGGAAUAUUUCAGCCCAAACCAAUAGUGGACACGAUUACUGAAGAAGAGAAGUACGGCAAUACUGGUGAUAAAUUUGCCGGCGCCGGGAAAGCCUUAGUAGGGGGUGCCCAGAGUUUGUCCAAUUUUGUCAACUCCAUUCUGGAGGUAAGUUUCUAAAGUGUAUUUAUCUCAAUUCGCGGAUUUGUUAUACCUUAUAAU
Trichoplusia ni (cabbage looper) is the source of this 1174-nucleotide messenger RNA. RefSeq lists its product as uncharacterized. The record is from RefSeq and is a predicted model, not a curated record. The coding region runs from base 590 to 1132 and encodes 180 amino acids. NCBI's taxonomy places the organism in Eukaryota, Metazoa, Arthropoda, Insecta, Lepidoptera, Noctuidae. The transcript has 3 exons.